Pocillopora meandrina is the source of this 973-nucleotide messenger RNA. The record is from the annotation of a GenBank genome assembly. Lineage: Eukaryota; Metazoa; Cnidaria; Anthozoa; Scleractinia; Pocilloporidae.
AUGCCGACAACUCAUGAAAGUGUUUGUUGUACGAAAAUCGGGCAAUUGUGGCAUAAAGUAGACGAGCAAUGGCCUGAAACCCAAAUAAGUUGUAUCACUGAGCAUCCAGGUUUUCAGUCAAUUUGCCCCGAUGUCUGGGUGCUGAAGACGGCUUAUUACGCGCACAGGCAGCAGCGAGGCACAGAUAAUUACAUCACAGGCGGCCCAAGCUCCAGCUGUGAGAUGAUCAUCUUGCGCAAUAACAGUCAUGGCGGAAUUAUGAGAGUUUGUAUGGGCAUGUUUACGACCGCCCUAAGGAAUAAAGAAAAUACGUCAAAUUCUCAAAAAAAAUACCUCACCUUACUUCCACAGUGUAUCAUUUGUUAUCAGACCGCUUACUUCGAUGAAAAGAGCCCAUUUUAGCGAGUUGUUCAUUUCGAGGUUUUCAACGUACAUAAGAAAAGCCGUUGAAAACCUCGAAAUGAACAACUCGCUAAAAUUCGUCCUUUUCAUCAAAGUAAGCGGUCAGAUAACAAGCGAUACGCUGUAGAAGUAAGGUGAGAAUUUGACGUAUUAUUUUAUUCAUUGGAGCGGUCGUAAAUAUUCCCAUACAAACUCUUAUAAUUCCGCCAUGAUUGUUAUUGCGCAAGAUGAUCAUCUCACAGCUGGAGCUUGGGCUGCCUGUGAUUACACCGGAAACGAGUAAGCUAAAUGUUUUUUGUUUCAUCUGUUUUGUUACAUUUUGAGAUCGAUUUCCUUGAGUUGUUUUUGCCAUUGAUUUAAUAAUACAGUGCUACAGCUAGUUGUUUUUCGCUUCUUCCCUGGCUGGAAAUUUCGCUACAUUGCCUACAGAUAGCUUCUUCGUUGGUGUUGAGGUUAUCUCGGCAAACAUUUCGGGGUCGCUGUGCCAUCUUGUGCGGUAAACAAUAUCCGGAACACUUUUCCAGCGGAUUUUGGAUCGCCUUACACUGGAUUAAAACCGCCAAACCUUUGA